This is a messenger RNA of Cokeromyces recurvatus, 1581 nucleotides long. RefSeq lists its product as uncharacterized. The transcript is spliced from 9 exons. Gene Ontology annotation, molecular function: phosphatidylinositol binding. The record is from RefSeq and is a predicted model, not a curated record. Gene Ontology annotation, biological process: retrograde transport, endosome to Golgi. NCBI's taxonomy places the organism in Eukaryota, Fungi, Mucoromycota, Mucoromycetes, Mucorales, Mucoraceae. Bases 63 to 1478 code for a protein of 471 amino acids.
AAAAAAAAGUCUAUUUUAAUAAGCGUGUGAUUUCAAUAUUAUUAUUAUUUUCUUCCAUAAUAAUGUAUAAAGAUAUUCCUUGUAAUUGCUCAUUUCGGAAAAUAAUAAAUGAUAAUCAACAACAUGAAUUGAUUAAAAUUGUUAAUGCAGAAAAGACAAGAUCAGACAACAGUACAAAUAAUAGCUUUGUUGUUUAUAUAAUAGAAAUAAAUAAUAUAGAAGAACAUGUCAAAAGAAGAUACAGUGAAUUUGAGUCCUUUAGAAAAUCACUUGUCAAAUUAUAUCCCACAACAUGUAUACCACCAAUACCAGAAAAGCAUUCAUUAUCAGACUAUACACUAAAAGACACUGGUGCAAUGAUUGAAAAGAGAAAAAGAAUGCUUGAAAGAUUUUUGAAUAGAAUAGCUAGUCAUCCAAUAUUGAAUCAAGAGCACAUAUUUCAUCGUUUUUUAAACACUGAAGAUAGUUGGACAGAUAUUGCAAAUACGCCACCACUUUCAACUUUACCAAAAGAUCCAUUAUUACCAAAUUAUUUUACUAUUAGUUCUUUAACUUCCAAUCCUAUACAGCAAAAUAACUCUAUUAUCCCCGUACCUUCAAGUUCAUAUACACUAAAAUAUCCAGAUAACGAAUUUGACCGAUUUGAAUUAAAGGUAGAUAAACACGCUCAACAAAUCACAUUUCAAUUUGAUAAAUCACAAAAACGUAUAUUAAAAAGACUUCAAGAAUUAUCAAACGAUUAUGCUGAGUUGGGCUCUGCUUACAAUGGACUAAGUUUAAAUGAAGUAGACUCCAUAUCUAUAUUAUUGGAAAAAAUAGGUCAAGUCAUUGAUGGAACUAAUACAACUACAAAGGAAAUGAUUCAAACCUUAGAAGCUGAAUUUGCAGAAUAUGUACAAGAAUAUACUCAAUAUCUAACUAUCCUAAAAAUUGAAUCACAAAAGUUAUUACUAAAGCCCACUAAUAAUACUGAAGAAGAAGAAGGUAUUGUGAUACAACAACAACAAGAAGAAGAAGAAGAGAACGACUCUUUUAUCGAUACUGAAUCGAUUGAGGAUGGAUUUUCAGCCAUUGUAAAGGCGUCAUCCAUAAGAGAUACUACUACUACUACUAUUGAAGAACAAGAAGAUAAUUAUCCUAUAAAUGCAACUGCACCUAUCAUUCGUUGGUCUUCACCAAGAAAAUUAUUUUCUGCUGUUACUUGUACUAUCCAAGGCAUGAUAGAUACAGAUCCUGAACUAACUAGAAGAAUUCAAAUCAAGAAACUAAAACUGGAAAAAAUACAAAUGGAAUUAAUACAAGACUUGAAAGAAAUAUCUACGAAUAUGGCGAAAGAUUUCGAAAGAUUACAGAUACAAAAGGAAAAAGAGAUAAAGUCCAUCUUAAUAGCGUUUGCUAAAAUACAUAUUCAUUAUUGUGAACAGAAUACUAUAAAGUGGAAAGAAAUGCGAGAUAAAAUAAUGAUGAAAGACUUGUAGAAAAAGAAAAAUUUACAAUUAUAUAUUUUUUUAUAUUUAUUAUUGUUGAUAAAUAAAAUUACACAAAAGAAAACUGUAUAUAAAACUAUUUCCCUUUUUUUUU